Diachasmimorpha longicaudata is the source of this 1535-nucleotide messenger RNA. RefSeq names its product meiotic recombination protein SPO11 (gene mei-W68). The record is from RefSeq and is a predicted model, not a curated record. The transcript is spliced from 6 exons. Gene Ontology annotation, cellular component: nuclear chromosome. Gene Ontology annotation, molecular function: DNA binding; ATP binding; DNA topoisomerase type II (double strand cut, ATP-hydrolyzing) activity. NCBI's taxonomy places the organism in Eukaryota, Metazoa, Arthropoda, Insecta, Hymenoptera, Braconidae. Gene Ontology annotation, biological process: reciprocal meiotic recombination; meiotic DNA double-strand break processing; meiotic DNA double-strand break formation. Bases 353 to 1522 code for a protein of 389 amino acids.
UUGGUGGGGGCUCUAGCGGAUCAGUGUUCGAUCGUUUCGUAGCGCGAAGUGACAUAAGCUACGACAAAAUAGAUCAAUGUUAAUGAAAAUUCAGUGAUAAAUGUGAGGAUUAAUGACUAUCUAACUAUUCAUCAUGAGAAUAUGCAUAAUUAUCUCGAUAUAAUCUCAGCCACUCAAAAAUAAUCAUCGAGCCGAUAUCAAGAAGGUUAGACAUUAUUAGACUGUGUAUCGGCAAUUAUAUGAGUUUCGUGCCACCGCCGUUGGCAAGGAAGUCCACAUCUUUGGAUGAUUCACAUGGAAACGUCAACAGAAGCUGAUACUGACCAAGUUUUAAAAUAGCAGAAAUCAAAUUAUGACGAAAACAACUACCAAAUACACCGAUCACGUAAUAAAUAUUCCCCUGACACCUACUUCGGCGUACAGGAAAGCGUUGAUAGAUCGACUGGAAAAUUUGGCACUCGUGAUAAUGAGGCAAAUAAUGGCUAGACAAUUGCCAAAAAUUCAUACAUCCUAUUCAAACACAAUGCUUCGGCCAUCGAUGGAAUGCGAUGAUGACAAUGAAAACGAUUUGAGUAAUGCGACAGCUACCUACGCCGAGGAGAUCCAUUCACACGAAAUCGGGGUGGAUGGAGGAAUCAAACAGGAGGGAAGAUGCGUUGUAGAUUUUUCACUCAAAAGGGGAAAAAUAAAGUUGAUCCUUAUGAUGACAAUUGCCGCCAAAGCGCACAAGUUACUCAUUGCUAAUGAAUAUCAGACUAAGAGGGCUGUGUAUUAUGAAUUCAAGGGUGGACCUCUGAGGAGCUUUAUCGAGCAACAGAGCAUUACUGAUGGCAUUAUUAAUAAUGUCGCUAAAAUUAUGGAGUGUAAUACUUGGGAGCUAGGUUUUAUAGCGACCGCGAAAGGGCUGGUAUCAGGCGCUUUACAAUUGACGCUCCAAACAAGAGAGAUUAUCGAUUGUGAAGUACCUGGAGGCGUGUUGAUUCCACAAAUUACGUCUCCCAUAAUAUCACUCAAAUCAUCCGCCACUUCGCUAGUUAUCAUUGAAAAGGACGCUGUUUUUCAAAGACUACUCGAAGAGGAUUGCACUCACAAGAUGAACUGCAUUCUCGUUACCGGAAAGGGAUAUCCCGAUGCAGCGACGAGAAAAUUUGUCAAAAUGUUGAUUGAGUUCCUCGGGAUUGAGGCGUAUAUUCUGGUUGAUGCAGAUCCUCACGGGAUCGAUAUCAUGUGUGUAUAUAAAUAUGGAUCUUCGGCAUUGUCAUGGGAGAAUAAAUAUCUUGCCUGUCCAACAAUCAAGUGGAUUGGCAUCUACCCAUCAGAAGUAUCAAAAUUACAUCUACAAAAAAUCCCACUGACCCGCGCGGAUUUAAUCAAAUUAAGAGGCCUACAGAGUAGAAGGUACUUGGACAAUAAUUUACGGGAGGAAUUGGAUUAUUUGUACAACGGAAAAACCGAAAUCGAAGGAAUGGCAGAAAUUUCAUUCCUUUUCCUAACGUCUCUAUAUUUUCCAACUAAGAUAUAAUUUUUAAAUUCUC